GAGGAAACGGAAUCCGCCGGUGGGCGCUCCGAUGCUAAAAUUGUCCGGGUGCAAACUUGCGCUCGCUGUGGAGUUCUGCGAGGUCGCCCCAUGAGGGUUGGCGCUCGCCUUGUAAAAAAAUAUAAAAAAUAAAAUCAGCGCUAAACCGCGAAGAUGACUUUCGUUGCGUUGGUUUCCUCUCUCUUCGGGGGACGGCAGUUGACCCUGACCGCCUCGACUUUACGCUCUGGGCUGCGGUUCUCGGUGCGGCGCCUGAAGGGUCAGAAUGUAAGACUCGGACUCCACAACCUGAAAAAACCCUCUUUUCUGAAAGCUGAAAUCGCCCAAAUGGUCGCAGACGCAGAGCAGGAUUCGACCUCAGACCGAAGGUUUCUCGUCUGCCCCCUUUCAGCGCACAAAGUGGCCUCCCAGCUGACGAGGGGGCGAAAUUUUGAGAAGUCCAAAACCUUUCUUCUGGAAUUCGAGGCAGGUCCUGGAGUAUUGACUCGAAAAUUGCUUAAUACUGGAGCCCAUGUCAUAGCUCUGGAGAGUAAUAAAUCCUUUCUUCCUAAUUUAGAGUCUCUAAAGAAAGAAUUUGAAAGCCGAUUGGAAGUGGUGCAUUCCAACUUCGUAAAGUUGGAUAGUAAUCCAUAUGCAUUGUUGAAGGGUGAAUUAUGUUCUGAAACACUUUUUAACAACCUGAAAAUCUUGGAAGUUCCUUGGACAUCAGAUGUUCCUCUAAAAGUUGUUGGAAUUGUCCCCCCCAAAAAUGAGCGGACCUUUAUUUGGAAAUUUACCUAUUUUUUAUAUGAAUGCAGCUCUAUAUACAAUUAUGGAAGAAUAGAAUUGAACUUGUUUGUCAGUGAAAGAAUGUACAAGGUUUUUGUUGCAAAACCUCCAGAUAAAAAAUCUUACCAGACACUAAGUGUACUUUGGCAAACAGCUUGUGAUAUUCAUCUUCUACACAAGGUGCCUUGCUCUUCAUUUUUAACUACUUCAAGAAAAAAGUUAUUGGGAUCAAAUAGUGUGAAUGAACUCUUAUAUUUAGUACAACUAACACCACGCAAAGAUUUAUUUACAGACUUCUUGACAACUGCUAAUUCAAAAACGUUUAUUAUGAUGGUAAAGCAGUGUUUUGGUAAAGCCUCAACUAAACUACAUAACAAAUUGAAUUUAUGGACUUACGAAAAUGCAAAAAAUUUGCUGAGAGAACUGGAGAUUCCAGAAGAUGUUACAGCUGGUGGUUUACACCCGGAGGCAUACAAAUCUCUCUUUGAACUUAUGGAACAGUCUAAUCGAAUUGAUCGGAGUUUGUUCUGUGACAUUGAUUUAUUGGCAGAUGACAGUGUAAUUCUUUAAAAUGAAGACUAUUUAAUUUAUAAUGUUUUUUUUCUAAACUGAAAUACAAUACAGAGGACCACAUACCUUGGAAUCUUACAAAGAAGAUAAUCCCUAUGUGUAUGAGGAGGGCAGUUCUAGAAAAUUUAAAUUAUGUAAAUAAGAAAAAUAUAAUGGAUCUUAAACGAUCAAUUCUAAAGUUGCUGUGUCUUGGAAACUGCAAAGAUUUGAAAACAAUUAAUAUGUACACUAUUAGUCCAGUACAAAACAUGUAUCUUCUAAAUCAGUAUUUUACCAGAGUAACAGUGAAUGAAAAAUAUGGAAGGGGGGCCAAUUUUAGUUUAAUCUUAAAUACUUAUUUAAUCUGUAUCCUGCCUUUGCUAUAUCCCACUUUGUAAAAUGACUAUAUAAGUCAGGGGUGUCCAAACUUGGUCCCU
Molecule: messenger RNA, 1754 nt
Organism: Ahaetulla prasina
Lineage: Eukaryota; Metazoa; Chordata; Lepidosauria; Squamata; Colubridae
Gene: TFB2M
Product: transcription factor B2, mitochondrial
Exons: 8
Coding region: 154-1338 (394 amino acids)
Biological process (GO): transcription initiation at mitochondrial promoter; rRNA methylation
Cellular component (GO): mitochondrial matrix
Molecular function (GO): rRNA (adenine-N6,N6-)-dimethyltransferase activity; mitochondrial transcription factor activity
Source: RefSeq, a predicted model, not a curated record